AUGUCGAAUAUUCCGAAUGAAGUAAUACUACCGGUGCAUAUAAAUCAACAACAAUCACCGCGAAUACCAUCACCUACAGCUGAUGGUGAUACAAUGGAACGACUCGUUCAAGCAUUAUUCUAUCGUAUUGCUGUUCUUUAUGCUCGAACUAUUCCUAAACAUAUUCGUCGAUUAGGAGAAACAGCAAUACGUGUUAUGGCAAUUAUUUGUAUUAUUUUACUUAUUUAUCUUCAUGUUGUAUUCAAUCAAAAACGAGUAACAUGUCUUUCUCAUUUACAUGAUCAUUGGCCAAGACAAGGUGUACUUCGUGUUGAAUUGUUUUUUGAAUCUCCACCAGAAGGUUAUAAUCUUCAACAAUCGUAUGCUAAAGAAUUUCAAUAUAGUCAUUUCUAUAAUUAUGACGAGAAUCAAUUAAAUCAGUCUAUAUCAAAACAAAACGAAGGAAUUCUUCCUGUUAUUGAAAUUCCGAUUGAACCGUUAGAAAGUGAUUUAUUAAAAGAAUCUUAUCCAAAUAUGAGUAUUAAUUCUUCUUUAUUAACAUCAAUUGAUUAUUCAAGUAAAUCCAUAAUGAAAAAUGAAGCAAUAGAAACUGCUCAAAUUAUUGAUGAUAAUUAUUUAUCAGAAUCACAAGAUAAUCAUGAUAAUGAAUCGUUAUUUGAUUAUUUAUUUAAUUUUGAUUGGAUUAAACAAUUAUUAAUUGAAGAACAUUAUAUUCUUGAAUAUUCAAUUGAAUAUGGAUUUUUACGUUUAUCACCGGAAACAAGACAAAGACUUAAUAUUGAAGUUUUACUUGUUACAUUAGGUAAAAAAAACAAAAAAGAAGUAUUAAAAAUUUGCUUUAUCAUUUAUUAAAAACUGAAGAAAAGAUCCACUACUAUCUUUUAACAAGUUCUUUUUUUUAUUAUCCAAAGUCCAUUUGUGUAAUAUAUCGGGUGUCCCAGGAAUAAUGAGCCUCCCAGUAUUUUUAAGAUUUCCUGUCUAUUAUCACUGUAAGUAAAGCUGUCUUAAUUAUCAAAAGAAAGCGCUUAAAAUUCUCUACAAAA
Messenger RNA from Rotaria sp. Silwood2, 1043 nucleotides. Lineage: Eukaryota; Metazoa; Rotifera; Eurotatoria; Philodinida; Philodinidae. The record is from the annotation of a GenBank genome assembly.